Molecule: messenger RNA, 1056 nt
Organism: Aplysia californica (California sea hare)
Lineage: Eukaryota; Metazoa; Mollusca; Gastropoda; Aplysiida; Aplysiidae
Exons: 3
Coding region: 1-1017 (338 amino acids)
Biological process (GO): G protein-coupled receptor signaling pathway
Cellular component (GO): membrane
Molecular function (GO): G protein-coupled peptide receptor activity
Source: RefSeq, a predicted model, not a curated record
AUGGUAGGGAGUAGUUUUGGAAUGCACCGUGGCAUGAAUUUAUUAAGGAGUUUUCUAGAAUACAACUUGUGGAUUUGCUCCAUAAUCGCCAUCUUCGGAAUUUUUACAAACGUCAUCAUCAUAGCUGUGUUCUCUCGCCUCGGAUACCGGAACACCAUCAACAUCUCUAUGACGUGUAUUGCAUUCUGGGAUUUAGUGCGCUGCGCGUGUGGCCUGACUCACCGAGUGUACGGGGUCAUCAGAGUGGUCAACCCUGCGGAUGGUAGGACUUGGGAGAACUUCACACGCGCCUCUGUCCUCUAUCUCUACACCUUCGUUGUAUACCUCUCUAGCGUUCUAGCCGGGUACGUGGCUGUGGAGCGAUGUCUGUGCGUGAGUAUUCCUUUCACGGUCAAGUCAGUGCUCACGCCGAGGUUCACCGUGGUUGCCAUGGUAACGUUGUCCGUAGUCUGUCUGGGCUCCUUCGUCAUCGUGUUUGGGUUCUACGACUACGUGUAUGUGUUCAGCGACAAGUAUAAUCAAACAAUUGGGAUCUUCACGUUCAGUGAGUUUUACUACCAGAACCCAAAAAUCGUGCCCUACUACAACCUCAUAGGUAUUCUCUGGCCUCUGGUUAGUUUUAUUGUCAUCGUUGUCUGCACCGUCAUUAUCAUUAUACAUCUUCAGAGAUCCUCCAAAUUCCGAUCUAACGCGAAAGCUUCGGAGACUAAGAAGGAAGAGUCGGCUGGGCUCAGCCAGCGAGACAAACAAGUCGUCAAAAUGAUGUUGGUCGUCAUCAUCUUCUACAUCAUCAACCUCUUCCCCCGUAUCGUCCUCUUUUUCGCCAAGAUCUUCGUGCCGGAGUUUUACAUCAACAAGCUGUACCACAACCUAUUUUUCAUCGUGGUCUAUUUCCUCUUUCUCUUUGACUACAUCAACUCUGCCUCAAACCUCAUAAUCUUUGUCAGUAUGAGCUCGAACUUUCGGGCAGCUUUCCUGCAAAUGUUUGGAUGUGCUACUGUCGAAGUGAUCCAUUGACGAUUGAUCUCACGCCUCACGCCUCACGCCUCACGCCUC